AUGGCGGUUCUCAGAUCAGAAACUAAUACAUGGAUUUUACCAGUACAUAUAUUUCAGAGAAGCAUUGGCGACAACGAAAGCAACAAUCACGAGUUCACCAAGAUCCUGCUCUUCCGUCAUGAGCUAAAAAGCAAACGAAUCAAGAAGAUUAAGUCUACGACUUAUCAUCGCCUCAAAAACAAAGACUUGAAGAACUCGUCACUGGGGGCAUUGAUGGACCCGGAAAUGGCUAAAGAAGAGGCUAUGAGACAAGAGGCUAAACAAGUAGAGGAACAUAUGACGUUAAAGCACAAAAACAUAGGAAAGUGGGCGAAGCGCAUGCUAAGCCGUGGACCAAAUGUGAAAUACGAUGGAACUAAGGCAGCUAUAGCCGAACAGCUUCAAAUGAAUGCUAACUUAUCCAGAAAGAUGAACUCCAUGAGAGAUGGAAGUAGCAGUGAUGAGAGGGACGAUGAGGAAGAGUUGAAAGAUGGUUCAGAUGAGGACACUCCUUCUAGAUUGAUAGCAAAAGCGAAGGAGAAGACGUUGAAAGCUUUGGAAGAUGAUGAACUGCCCAAUGCUGUUCUUAUGUCAUUACCUUUCAUGGCCCGUUCUAUAAAAAAGAAAAACGAGGAAGCUAAUGAAGAAGCUAAACGUGCACUUGAGGAGUAUGAAGAGUGGGAAAAUUCUGAUGGAGAAAACUCUAAAAAAGCCGUUAAUGUUAGUGGUAGAAGAGUGUUUGGUGCAACCGCUAAAGUGGAAGCUCCAAAAGAGUCUAGAAAGGAUUCAGAUAACUUUUAUGACGACAGUGAUAGUGACAAUGAUAUGGCUGGCAUAGAAGAUAAUAACAUAGAGCCUGUAAGAGAUAAUGCCUCACCUGCUAGAAACACCAUUACAGAAACUGAGAAGUUUGAUGAUGAUGUUGCUGGAAAUCCAGCAUAUAAGACAACAUUCGAUGUUGCCAUGUUUGCAUCAGGCUCCUGGAAGAAGAUGACAGGCUCCAAAAACACAGAAUCCAAAAAGGCUUCAAAGAAGACGCGUGCACCCAUCCCACAGGCUCAAGAUAAAAAGGUUUUUCUUUCUGCAAGUCUCAGUUGAACUAUACUGUUUUUUCAUCAUCUUCUCUUUCCAACCAGUAGUAGCUUUUGGCUGUUUUAGUUCCUUACCUUUGUAUACUUCUGUAUAAAAUC
Messenger RNA from Brassica napus (rape), 1169 nucleotides. Its product is annotated as U3 small nucleolar RNA-associated protein 14-like. Gene Ontology annotation, cellular component: small-subunit processome; nucleolus. Bases 1 to 1077 code for a protein of 358 amino acids. Gene Ontology annotation, biological process: rRNA processing. The record is from RefSeq and is a predicted model, not a curated record. Lineage: Eukaryota; Viridiplantae; Streptophyta; Magnoliopsida; Brassicales; Brassicaceae. The transcript has 7 exons.